AUGCCAAGGCCUUGCGUGAUGUUGGAGCCCAACGAGGCAAAAACCUACGCGAGGAGACUUGAGAAGACAAACACUUCUUGGUCUUUGCCGAAAUAUAAGUAUCUGAUCAAAGACCUCUUUUGCCAUGGAAGAAAAAAGGGUAGGAAUCAACACCUCGCCCAUCUGACUUCAAUAUCUACACUUCCUCGGAAUCUUCAAUAUCUACAUUUCCUCGGAGACUUCAAUAUUUACACUUCCUCGGAAACUUCAAUAUCUACACUUCCUCGGAAACUUCAAUAUCUACACUUCCUCGGAAACUUCAUACACUUCCUCGGAAACUUCAAUAUCUACACUUCCUCGGAAUCUUACUGCACACCUACCGACACCAUGGGGAUCGACAAGAAUACGGAUCUCGGCGGCAUUACAGGCGAUGAAAAGGAAUGGCAGGACGUCUACAACAGAAUCGGCGAGCGGUAUAAGAACGCUAAACUCGUCGAGGCUAUUCCCGAGGAGGUCGCAGAGAACCUGACCACGGCUGCGACUGCCGCCAAAGAAAAGAGACAACGGGAGCCGGCUGCUUCGGUUUAUGAACAGCGGUCCGAAAUGGAUUGGGAGAAGAUUGAGAUUGACAAGACCCUUGUCAGAAUCUGGGACAAACAUGUGGAUGUUACUAAGGCGCACAAGGCACAGGCGGCAGAAAAGGCCUUGCUCGCUGAGAAGGAGAAAGAGCGAGGCAUGACAGCUGAAUGGGAUAGCGAGGGAGGAAUGACAGUUAGGUGGGAGCCCAAGAGAGAGCUGCAGCUGAACAGAGUGCGUUAA
This is a messenger RNA of Cordyceps militaris CM01, 798 nucleotides long. RefSeq lists its product as uncharacterized. NCBI's taxonomy places the organism in Eukaryota, Fungi, Ascomycota, Sordariomycetes, Hypocreales, Cordycipitaceae. The record is from RefSeq and is a predicted model, not a curated record. Bases 1 to 798 code for a protein of 265 amino acids. The transcript has 2 exons.